Messenger RNA from Pseudoliparis swirei, 5484 nucleotides. RefSeq names its product transcription factor COE1-A-like. The record is from RefSeq and is a predicted model, not a curated record. Gene Ontology annotation, biological process: regulation of transcription by RNA polymerase II. Gene Ontology annotation, molecular function: DNA-binding transcription factor activity, RNA polymerase II-specific; RNA polymerase II cis-regulatory region sequence-specific DNA binding. The transcript has 17 exons. NCBI's taxonomy places the organism in Eukaryota, Metazoa, Chordata, Actinopteri, Perciformes, Liparidae. The coding region runs from base 461 to 2260 and encodes 599 amino acids.
GGCUCGGGAUCAUCCGCAGGACGCAGCGCUGCUCUGGCCGCCACCGAACCCCAACACGAGCCGGACCGCUGGGCCGAGGGAGAAGAGGAGGAAGACGAACAAAAGUGCGAAAAGAAGGAAGAAAUAAGGCUCACAUGGUGAUGCCAUCUAAUCUGGGUGCCAGUUGAUUUCUCCUUGUUUCCGUCUGACAGCUUGAACUGCGGAUCUCGAAGCGCACCGGGAGUGACUUUUUUUUAAAACACCUUUCCCAGCGCGCCUGGUGAUUUACACACGUGUCUGGAAAUUUUUUUAGAGCUGCUUUAGCACAUACUUUCUCAAGAGGGGAGAACUAUAGAAUUACCGGAUUUAAUUGACUUGGACUUCUGGCGACCACGUUGCGUCCUCUUGAAGCCGAGCGAAGGAUCCUCAGGAGAACAAGUGCACAGAGACCGAGACACCGCGGGACACGGAGGCUUUGCUCAUGUUUGGGAUCCAGGAGAGCAUCCAGCGCAGCGGUAGCAGCCUGAAGGAGGAGCCGCUGGGAGGCAUGAACACUGUCCGGAGUUGGAUGCAGGGGGGCGGCGUGCUGGACGCCAACACGGCCGCCCAAAGUGGAGUGGGCCUGGCCCGGGCUCACUUUGAGAAGCAGCCGCCCUCCAACCUGCGCAAGUCCAACUUCUUCCACUUCGUCCUGGCUCUGUACGACCGGCAGGGUCAGCCGGUGGAGAUCGAGAGGACCAACUUCUUGGGCUUCAUCGAGAAAGAGAAGGAGAUCAGCGGAGAGAAGACCAACAACGGGAUUCAUUACCGGCUGCAGCUUCUUUACAGUAACGGCAUCAGAACAGAGCAGGACUUUUAUGUCCGAUUCAUAGACUCCAUGACCAAACAGGCAAUUAUUUAUGAAGGCCAAGACAAGAAUCCAGAGAUGUGCAGAGUGCUGCUGACACAUGAGAUCAUGUGCAGCCGGUGCUGUGACAAGAAGAGCUGCGGAAACCGUAAUGAGACACCCUCAGACCCUGUUAUCAUCGACAGAUUCUUCCUCAAGUUUUUCCUCAAGUGCAACCAGAACUGUCUAAAGAACGCAGGAAACCCACGAGACAUGCGGAGGUUCCAGGUGGUGGUGUCGACUACGGUGAGUGUGGAGGGACAUGUCCUGUCGGUCUCCGACAACAUGUUUGUCCACAACAACUCCAAACAUGGCCGACGGGCCCGCAGACUCGAUCCCGUGGAAGGAACGCCGUCUUACCUCGAACACGGAGCAGCUCCUUGCAUUAAAGCCAUCAGCCCCAGUGAGGGGUGGACCACGGGGGGCGCUACCGUCAUCAUCAUCGGAGACAACUUCUUCGAUGGUCUCCAAGUCAUCUUCGGUACCAUGCUGGUUUGGAGCGAGUUGAUUACGCCACAUGCCAUCCGGGUGCAGACGCCUCCCAGACACAUCCCCGGGGUCGUUGAGGUCACUCUGUCUUACAAGUCCAAACAGUUCUGCAAAGGCACACCAGGAAGGUUCAUAUACACAGCAUUGAAUGAGCCAACCAUUGACUACGGUUUCCAGAGGCUUCAGAAGGUAAUCCCUCGACAUCCUGGGGACCCCGAGAGGCUGCCGAAGGAGGUUAUUUUAAAGAGAGCAGCCGACUUGGUAGAAGCCCUCUAUGGUUUGCCACAUAAUAACCAGGAGAUCAUUUUGAAACGCGCGGCCGACAUUGCAGAAGCUCUCUACAACGUUCCUCGAGGACACACCCAGCUCUCAGGCUCCACCCACAGCGGCAUGAUGGGGGUCAACUCCUUCACCGGGCAGCUGUCCGUCAACGUCUCCGAACCCCCACAGGUCAAUCAGGGUUUCGUGCGCAGCAGCAGUAGUGUGUCUCCUCACGGUUACGUGCCCAGCUCCACGCCGCAGCAGACCAGCUACACCUCCGUCACCAGCACCAUGAACGGCUAUGCCAACAACGGCGGCAUGACCAACCUGGGAGGCUCGCCGACUUUCCUCAACGGCUCUGCAGCCAACUCGCCUUAUGCCAUUGUCCCAUCUAGCCCCACUAUGGCCUCCUCCACCUCUCUCCCCUCCAACUGCUCCUCCUCUUCUGGCGUCUUCUCCUUCUCUCCAGCCAACAUGGUGUCGGCGGCCGUGAAGCAGAAGUCCGCCUUCGCUCCAGUGGUCCGGCCCUCCUCCCCUCCGCUCUCAUGUACCAGCUCCAACGGCAACGGGCUCCAAGAUCAAACAUUUGUGGACUCGAGCAAGUACUCAACAGCCAACUCUCUACAAGGCCUGGCCUUCACCUGAACAAUCCCAGGAAUGAUCGUUCCGCCCAUGUAAAGGUGUGCCUGACUGUGUGCGUGUGUGUGUGGUUGUGUGUGUGUGUGACUGUGCGAGAUGAACCAAGCACAUUCACACCGAUUCCUGCGGAGGGUUUCGAUGUGAGACUCCGGUCGGGGAUGGAAGCAACUGUCCCGAUCUGAAGGAACAAACCCAACUCAGGCCCUUUCUAACACAAAAACAACAGCAAGAAAAACAGACGAAGAACAAACGAACAAAAGACUAUUUGCAAAGAAAUAAGUUGUUUAGACUUUGUACACCUUGAUGCUUUAUAGGAGAACGGCCACGCCUACAUUAUGACUCUCCACAGACACAGGAAGUGUAUUUAUUUUAAGAAAGAAUCCAUUUCAUCCCUUGAGUGACUUGUUUUUCUUUGUUGUGCAACAGUCAACAUGGGAUAAUCAUCUUCUAUCUGUAUCUCACAUGAGGGAUUUUCUUUUUAUGAAAUGUGGUCAUUAAUGAAGGAAUAUAAUGUGAAGAAUACCUGAUGAUGAGGAUGAUGAUGAUGAUGAUGAUGAUGAAGCUGCAGGAGUCAUACAGGGUCAAAUCCAGCCAAACCAGACACACACUUUCACUUCAUAUUGCCAAAUCCACACCACUGUCAGCGCACUCGGACAGCGAGGUCUCCCUCUGCAUUUAAUCGAUCAGCUGACGGAUUGAGAUGCUUCCCGCCUGCUGCAGUUUUAGCCAAUGGAGAAAUCCCCACGCUGGCUUUGAGCUUGCCGUACAUCUGCCCUGCCACUUGUCUCAGCCAAUAGACGCCGCCGAAAGAAACGCAAUUCUGUCAUUUCACAAACCAGGAAACAAAUAUAUUUAAGCAAGAAGGCCACACAUAUGUGCAUGAGUUAGUGACCACCGGGUGCCAACAGCAGCUUCUCUGUCCCCACAUGGUCUGUUAUAUAGUCGGCCACCGCAACCUCUAUGAGAGGGCCAACACGUCUUGCUGCCAUUUUGGCUUUGAUUUUGUUGUGAGAGUUCUCAAAUGUUUGUCUUAAUUCAUACAUCCUUGUUUCUGGUUUGUUUAACUUUCUGUUUGCUGUGUUUCUUAUUUUCUUCCUGCCGUCAGCCGGCCAAUCCGAUUGUGUUUUCCUUCGUUACCUGGACACUCACCUGGGGGGAUUGAGAAUUUGAGUGAGAGAAAUAAUCGAGCGGUGUGUCUUGAAUGCUGCGCUGCAAAGAAUGUCAUUAAGUCUCCAACUGAGUUUUAAAAUCAACGUGAUCUCACAGGAUUAUGGGAAACGACCACACAGCGCUUUGCGUGGUGGUGUCACGUAAUGUGUUAAGAUUACUCGCCUCCAACACGUAGAGCAAUCUAGCUGCAGGCAUUUAAACUACUUAUGAAGACAUUAUGGCUUGGUUUAAGAUUACUGAAUCUAUUAAAACAUAUUUCUGCUGAACCUGGGAAUGUGUGUGUCCAUCAUGAAGAGGGAUCUGGAUGACCGUCCGUUGACAUUGUUUAUAUGAUGCCAGCCCAUCAUUAUAACAUAUUACAACCUCCAUGUAAGAUGCUGUUAAGAGAUCAUGGUCACUUCACGUAUUGUGGUGAGAUCAAGCUGCUUGAAAUCAAUUUUUUGUUAAAUCUGCUCCUGAGUUCAGUACCUUUUUUACAGUGCAUCUUUAAUUCAAAGAACACCACUUCACCAUCUUGCCCUUCUCCAGGAGGUAAAGAUGACUAUAAAUGUCUUUUUUUUGCAGCGCAGGACAAUUAGCCAGCGACAUGUCUUAACUUCGCACGAAUAGGAGCUGAUGAUUUGUUGUGAAAGUCACUGCAGUGUGUGUGUGCUUCAACAGUCUUAAUUAAUUGAUGAAAAUGUUAAUUUAGCCAAAGCCCUUAUUUGAGACAUUACUGCCUUCACAGUCUUAUGCCGCAGCUUCAACGCUAUUUGUUUUUGUGUGUGUCAUACAUGUAAGAAGGCCCUACGAUGUACAACUGUCGCUGUUGUUUUCAGACCUUUUUUGCCACGAAAAGAAACUAUUUGAAAGUGGACAUAAACACCGAACUGGCAUCACAUGUUAAUGAAGUAAACUCCUCUCAUCUGAUGAAGAUGAAUCAUUCAUCACUCAUGCCUGAGGGGAUCCGGCCUGAAUGUUCGUGCUCAAUAAAAAAGGGAAGAAAAUCCUAAACAUCCUGAUAUUUAAAAAUCUAUAAUAAAUAGGUAAAAGCCACCCCCGUCAGCCAGACGUCUUUGGAGCAGUAAUCAAACAGUUUCAACAAUUUGAUGAAAGAAAGAUAAUUAUUUAAUUAUAAAAUAAUAAUAAUAAAUUGGCAACAUUUCAGAAAAAGACAUUCCCUCAUUUCCAUCGAUCUGUCUCUCGUUUAAAUAUGUGAAGGUUAAUAAUCUUUCUUUUUUUGUAUUAUAGUGUCAGAUUAUCAAAAGCCAUACUUCCACUGCUAAUUUCAAUUAAACUCAAAUAAGCCAUGGUGUCAUUUCUUUUUUCUUUGUAAUUCAGAAAAGUAGGAGAUUUUUUUAUUUUGUCACAAUGUUGUUCAUAUCGAUGUUCAAAUUUGCAUAAUUUAGUUGUGUUAUGUAGGUGUAGAGUUCAUAAAUAUGUCUUUAUGAUUGUCUGUGUUUGUCUUCCAUGUGAGAAAUUUGAAGAUGGAACAGAGCUGCUUCGUGUCAGUCAGGGUUUCUGUCCUCUCUGCUCCCUUCCUCCGUUCACUUCCCUCCUCCACCUUGUUUGGAUUGGUCCUUUAAUACUCUGGAUGUUUGCCCUCUUUCUUGCCUUUCCCUCACAAAAUGAGCCACCUAUUUAUUUUAUCUCAAAUAUGGGUCUGGAGACCACUUUUCUGUUUGUGUCUGUGUGUGAGAGUGCCUGCGACUGUGUGUGUCUGAGUGUGUCAUCACGUUUCUCUGAAAGAAGAAUGUGAUGUUUAAAAGUUUGAAGGAUGUUUUUUUUCUUUUUAUAGUACAUAUAUAAAUACCUGUACAGGAAGGACGACAGAGGGUUAAAAGAAGUAUGAUCCGAAGCACUUGUCCAGCAGCGGUCAUAGCGGCUCGUCUGCGUUCAGGCUCACAGUAGUGUUCAUCAUCCAUACACGUAUCAGCAGUAUCAGUGUGGAGGGGAAGAGUUCAAAGGAAACUACUGUAAAGAUGAUGAUGUUGAUUCGUUUUUUUAAUUUUAAACUUUGAAGUGUAAAAUAACUUUUGAUUCUCUAUAUUUAAUUAAAGUUCUUUCUUCUCUGUGAAAAA